Molecule: messenger RNA, 1918 nt
Organism: Paramormyrops kingsleyae
Lineage: Eukaryota; Metazoa; Chordata; Actinopteri; Osteoglossiformes; Mormyridae
Source: RefSeq, a predicted model, not a curated record
ACAAAAGGAUAGUUUAUCUAAGAUGGAUAGAAACAUUUCUUUACGUCAUGCCGGAAGUAGACACUUUCGACUCCGCUAUUGUGUUUAGGAGGAUCUAGGGGCAUGCUUUAAUGUUUUGAUUGAAUACAUAUUGUUGAUUCCUGACGUAUUGAAUGUACCGCUAAUAUAAAUAAAAAGAAGCACUGCAAGUGCGAAUCGGUUAAAGAAAAUAAAAAUAAAUCGGCCAUAGCUAAUCAAUAGAGACAAUUGUGUAAAACCAGAAGGAAUCUUUGGGAACAGCGAUUGAACCACGGGACAAAUGAUGACGAGUACAACUGCAAAUAGAGAAAUGAAAGUGGAGCCAGAUUUCGGGAGCAUGUCACCGGCGGAGGAGCUGCUCCUGCUGAGAACGCGAGUUCGGGAGCUGGAGAGGGAGAAGGCCCAGGUGGACGCGGAGAAUCGACGGCUGAAAGACCUGUUGGUGAACGAGAUUCCAUCUCUCCUGUCUGCCAUGAGGCAGAAUGUCGGUGUUGGGGGCAGAGAGAGUGAUCCUGAAGUCUUCCAGGGGCUCUCGCCCUGCGCAGAACGGCUGGAUUGCGCCGGGUUCCCCCCGUCGAUGCCAGCCGACGCCGGGUUCGGACAGGCCGAGGACGUGGACGGCUUUAUGCAAACUGUCUCUGACGCCCAGGUGGCAUUGGUCAGUGGUGGUUUCCCUGCAAGCAUUGAGGACAGCGGGCCGCACUGUGCCCUCCCUGUAGAGGACAGUCCCAGCUGUCCCAGCCCGGCCUGUAGCUCGCCUGACUUCGGCCCAAUCAGAGACUGCACGGAGAUGGAGCAUGUGCACACGUCGGGGCACCUUAGCAGCCAUGCGCGCCCGGUUGAGGUGUAUCCAGGUUCCGGAGUGUUCUGUGAGGCGCAGGCCUGGACCUCCGCCAUCCAGGCCCAGUCUCCCACGGCCAUGGUGCGGAUGCUGCUGCUGGGCGUCUUUGACACAGACACCCUAUUGCACAGCAACCUGAGGGGAGGGCGGAGCCGGAGGCCCAUGUUCCCCAACCACCGGGUGGGCCUGGAUCCCCACAAACUGGAGGCGAUUUACAAUGCCACCCUGGCGAGGUUCCCACUGGCACGGAAGGGGCAGAUAGGCACCGGGAUCAACUCCAAGCUGUCGGAGAUGAGAUUCCGAUCCAGGAGAGCCAAUCAGGAGAGGAGAUAUUUGUGAGCGCUUAAGUGUAGUGGAGCAUGAGUAGAGCCCACCAUAAGGUUAUGACGUUCUACAGAGACAGUGCAUGCAGGCUCCUUGGCUGAUCUCUGCCCAUUUGGAGGGCUAUAGGAAGGAGGAAGCGGGCCGGAGGUUGGUGCAGUCUCAGCCAAUCGGUGGGCGAGCUGGAGAAAAAAGCAUCUUUGAGGACAGAGUGUGUCCCUCCCACCUGAGUCUGCAGCCCUCUGGCCAGUAGGCUACAAGGAGGUGUUUUCCAGCUCGUCAUUUCCGGGAGCGUCUGCUUAUUCUGUCUCCCCAUGAAGCCUGCUGUCCAGACAGGUGGCAGAAGAGGAAAUAGAGCUUCUCCUUUUGCCUCUGAAGCUCGAGAAUCCUGGACGGGGGCCAGAUGAUUUUUCUUCAUCGAUUUGCGUGCUCUGUGGCGCGGCCCACUGAGAGGUUCAUCUGGCAGCUCUGUCGCCGGCCCUGAGUCUCCUUCACCCAUGGCGAGCAGCGGGCAUCAAUCCUGCCCCACAGGUGUCGUCGCCGUCCCAACCUAAUGGGUCUCCCGGCACUCUAAUGCCUCAAGGAGCAGCAAGGGGAGAUUAAUUCAUCUUCAUACUCUUAAACAGCCUAAGGUCUCUCUCGUGCUGAAUGUGAAUGGAGGAUCCCUGGGAGCAGAGGGAGGGGGCUGGUGUUGUGGUGAUGUAACAGCCGCAAGGGGGCUGCAUUUCCUUACAACCC